GCGAUUUCCUGAAAAACUCCUCAGAUGGUAGGAAAGACAGCAAUGGCGGCAGCCAUGAUUUCCCUCAAAUUCCAACCAUCCAUUCCUCAAGUUCUCCCCUAUCCCUAUCCUUUCUCAUCCAAACCUAAAUUCCUGACACUCAGAUCCCACAUCUCCUCCGCCAAAAACCACGACGACGGAAUUCCGACCGACCUUGUCAAAACCCUAGCAAAGUUCAAAUCCAGGCACAACUUCAUCAGGGUCCUCGAAGUUUCCCGAAAAUCGGACCACCCUUUUGCCGGUUCCAGACUCCUCUUACUCGAUGCACCGGGCAAUAUUCACAGCAUCUCCUUCCUUCUCAAACUACUCACCGGCACCUACUUCGACGUCUUUGCCACAUUUCCACCCAUUUUACCUCCUGGACCCUUGGGAAUUCUUGGCUUCGGAGCCGGCUCGGCUGCCAAAUUGAUAUUGGAGUUGUACCCUCAAGGCGUGGUCCAUGGAUGGGAGCUUGACCCGGCUGUAAUCGCUGUUGGGAGAGAAUUUUUCGGCCUCUCCAAACUCGAAAGGCAAUUCCCAGAUAGGCUUUUUAUCUACGUCGGCAAUGCGUUGAGUGCUAACAUGGAUUCUGGGUUUUCGGGUUUGUUGGUUGAUUUGUUUAGCAAAGGGUGUGUGAUUCCGGAGCUCCAGGAUCCGGAUACAUGGAUGAAGAUGAAGAAGAAGUUGAAGGAAGGUGGGAGGAUUAUGGUAAAUGUUGGAGGGAGUUGUGUGGAAGCAGAGGAUUCCAGGAGAGAUGGGAAAGUAAUUAUGCAGGAGACAUUGAAGGCCAUGGAGAAGGUGUUUCCAGGUGAGGUGUGGGUUUUGAAUCUUGGAAGCAAUGACGAUGAUAGCUCAAUCGCUGUUACAGGAUCAUUGCCUAAUUUGGAUUUGUGGAAGAAAGAUUUACCUAAAUCUUUGAGGUUUUAUGUUCAUAUGUGGAAACCAUUUACUAAUACUAUUCAAACAAACGCUUAAAGAUCUUGUCUUGUUAUCUAAUCAAUGGUGACAUUUUCCUUGCA
This is a messenger RNA of Cynara cardunculus var. scolymus (artichoke), 1037 nucleotides long. RefSeq lists its product as uncharacterized. Lineage: Eukaryota; Viridiplantae; Streptophyta; Magnoliopsida; Asterales; Asteraceae. The record is from RefSeq and is a predicted model, not a curated record. The transcript has a single exon. Gene Ontology annotation, biological process: polyamine biosynthetic process. Bases 25 to 993 code for a protein of 322 amino acids. Gene Ontology annotation, molecular function: thermospermine synthase activity.